Tupaia belangeri chinensis (Chinese tree shrew) is the source of this 3866-nucleotide messenger RNA. It is a transcript of the gene SLC11A2, whose product is annotated as solute carrier family 11 member 2. Gene Ontology annotation, biological process: manganese ion transport; iron ion transmembrane transport. NCBI's taxonomy places the organism in Eukaryota, Metazoa, Chordata, Mammalia, Scandentia, Tupaiidae. The transcript has 16 exons. The record is from RefSeq and is a predicted model, not a curated record. Gene Ontology annotation, cellular component: lysosomal membrane; plasma membrane; endosome membrane. Gene Ontology annotation, molecular function: cobalt ion transmembrane transporter activity; nickel cation transmembrane transporter activity; cadmium ion binding. Bases 77 to 1762 code for a protein of 561 amino acids.
CCCGCGCGUGGGCAUCGGAUCUGGUGCCUGCAGAGUAGAAUCCUAUUCUAAGAACUCGGGCACUCAGGUAUCCACCAUGGUGUUGAGUCCUGAACAGAAGAUGCCAGAAGACAACGCUUCUGGAGACCAUGAAGACUCUGCCAGCUUUGGUGCCAUCAACUUUGCCUAUAGUAACUCCUCUCUUCCACAGUCCACUGGGCAGCCAGAAGAGCCCUUUGCUACCUACUUUGAUGAGAAGAUCACCAUUCCUGAGGAAGAGUACUCUUGUUUUAGCUUUCGCAAACUCUGGGCUUUCACGGGACCAGGCUUUCUUAUGAGCAUUGCCUAUCUGGAUCCAGGAAAUAUCGAAUCUGAUUUGCAGUCUGGAGCAGUGGCUGGAUUUAAGUUGCUUUGGGUCCUUCUGUUGGCCACCAUUGUGGGGCUACUACUCCAGCGCCUCGCAGCUAGACUGGGAGUGGUCACUGGGCUGCAUCUUGCUGAAGUGUGUCACCGUCAGUAUCCUAAGGUCCCACGAAUCAUCCUGUGGCUAAUGGUGGAGUUGGCUAUCAUUGGCUCAGAUAUGCAAGAAGUCAUUGGCUCAGCCAUUGCCAUCAAUCUCCUGUCUGUAGGAAGGGUUCCUCUGUGGGGUGGAGUUCUCAUCACCAUUGCAGAUACCUUUGUAUUUCUCUUUUUGGACAAAUAUGGUUUGAGGAAGCUAGAAGCAUUUUUUGGCUUUCUCAUCACUAUUAUGGCUCUCACAUUUGGAUAUGAGUAUGUUACAGUGAAACCAAGCCAGAGCCAGGUACUCAGGGGCAUGUUUGUGCCAUCCUGUUCAGGCUGUCGCACCCCACAGAUUGAGCAGGCUGUGGGCAUCGUGGGAGCAGUCAUCAUGCCACACAAUAUGUACCUGCAUUCUGCCUUAGUCAAGUCUAGACAGGUGAACCGCGCCAAUAAACAGGAAGUUCGAGAAGCCAAUAAAUACUUUUUCAUUGAAUCCUGCAUUGCUCUCUUUGUUUCCUUCAUCAUCAACGUCUUUGUGGUCUCGGUCUUUGCUGAAGCAUUUUUUGGGAAAACCAACGAUCAAGUGGUUGAAGUCUGUAGAAACAGUAGCAGUCCCCAUGCUGGCCUCUUUCCUAAUGAUAACUCUACCCUGGCUGUGGACAUCUACAAGGGGGGUGUUGUACUGGGAUGUUACUUUGGGCCUGCUGCACUCUACAUCUGGGCAGUGGGGAUCCUGGCUGCAGGACAGAGCUCUACCAUGACAGGAACCUAUUCUGGCCAGUUUGUCAUGGAGGGAUUCCUGAACCUAAAAUGGUCACGCUUUGCCCGAGUGAUUCUGACCCGCUCUAUUGCCAUUAUCCCUACUCUGUUGGUUGCUGUUUUCCAAGAUGUAGAGCAUCUAACAGGGAUGAAUGAUUUCCUGAAUGUCUUGCAGAGCUUACAGCUUCCAUUUGCUCUCAUACCCAUCCUCACAUUUACAAGCUUGCGGCCUGUGAUGAGUGACUUUGCAAAUGGAAUAGGCUGGAGGAUUGCAGGUGGGAUCUUGGUCCUUAUCGUCUGUUCCAUCAACAUGUACUUCGUAGUGGUUUAUGUCCAGGACCUAGGGCACAUGGCGUUGUAUGUGGUGGCUGCGGUGGUCAGUGUGGCUUAUCUGAGCUUUGUGUUCUAUUUGGGUUGGCAAUGUUUGAUUGCAUUGGGCAUGUCCUUCCUGGACUGUGGGCACACGGUAAGCAUCUCUAAAGUCCUGCUGACCGAAGACACCACUGGUGGCUAUGCUAAGUAAACUGGAUUAGUCUGUCUUCCACAGGUAGCCACCAGAACUAAUGCAUUUCUAUGGUUUACUGUGUGAGCAUAGCCAAAGGUAUGUGCUGUUGCACACCACAUUUAGGAUUCAGCUGUUGGUUGAGAAAGAGUUUAUUUCAUAGAUGUUUGAGAGAUGGAAUUCUUUUUCUUCUUGACCUCCUAACCUGGGAACUGGACUAGAUAGGAUCCUUGGAAUGCUGACAUUUGCUGCUAUCAUUCCAACACUAAACUAUUCAGUAGCUGCUCAAGGGCCACUUGUUUUAUUAUUUUGAGAGCUAAUCCUCUAUGCAUUAUUCUUAAUGUUGUAAGUUAAAAUGUAUUUGAAAAUGCAAUACAUUUUUAAUAAUACCAACUACAGAAUGGGUAUGAAUUUUAUCAAGAGAUAAUGGACUUUAAAAGGCUGAGAAUUUUUUUUAUUGUGUGUAUCCUUUUAAUUAUUUUAACUAUUAAAAAACUCAACUACAGUGGUUUCAUCCAUAUGAAAUAUUAAAAAAUUAAGAGACAUCUACCUCUUUCAGGCUCAGGACCCUUUUACCUUAUGUCCACUUAAAAUUUCUGUGGAAAUUAAUAGGGAAUCUUAAUUUUAAUCAUAAUAAUCAUGUUAAUACAGAGCUUUUCUGAUUGGUAGCCUUUAUGAAAUGACAUUCUCCCAUUGUGGGUGGGUAGAAAAGACUCAAAAGGGAAAGAAGAGCCAUCUGUUUUAUUCCUAAAAGCCACCUGUCACCAGAAUCAUCAUGUUUUCUGAUGCACCACUCUGCUUCAUGGCCGAGAUAACUUGCAAGGCAAUCUCAGGAGCUAAGGACCUAAACGUUGCAAAGCUCUCUCUUCUCAGCAAGUCAGUAGGUGUCACUGUGGUUGCAAAGUUCUUUCAACAAGAUUGAACUGGGCUACCUCUCUCCAACUGUUUCCUGAGGGAAAAACUUUGAGACCAGAUGGUGGAGCACUGGAGUCAGAGGAAAUGGGUGUCUUCAGCAUGAAGCUACUGCUCUUAUUCAGCCACUACUGACAUUUUUUACAUGUGGAGCCUAAGACUGUGUGAUUAUCUCAAGUCAAGUCACAUUUGUCUGCUGGAGAUAAAUAAUCAAAAGCCUUUUAUAGCCAUUGACUUGGUGAGAACAAUAAUGGAAUGGCUUUGAAGGACUUCUCAUUUUGGAGCUUCCUUCUGGAGUCUUGGUUCAUUGAUGCUCUGUGUUCAUCUGAGCCCCCAAAGGUGUAAUUAGUGAUAUUUGGCAUGUAGUCUAUAGCACUCAUUGGAUGCGUUGUCAUUUCAGUGUUCAUAAGCAUUAAAGGUAGACCGCUGUGUUUCACUGACCAUACAUUUUUCUUAGUCCUUCAAGCAACAAAGCACAGAAUCACAAAUGACAAUUUUCCACUGGUUUUCCUCCUGUCUGCCCCUUUCCCUACCACUGUCAUUCCCUAAACUGGUCAGAAAGGCACUUUGUGAAGAUAUUGGCGACUGACAUCAUAAGCUCUCAUCUGGCUGUAGUAGGUAAAGGCCAGAUUGACAAAAAAAUUCUUUGUGAGAUGGUACACUGACAUCAAACUUUGCCUUGGAUGUGGAUGGGUCUGGAAAGUCUCAGACUCACAAACAUUUAGGAGCCCAGAUAAAAGCUGCUAGUAAUCUUUUGAAAGUUUUAUUUAUGACUUGCAAUGAUGGAAAAUGUUUUCCCAGUAAAAUGGCAUUUUAUAAUACUGUGUGUGUAGUAUUUUACAGGUUUGAAAAUGAUCCCAUACUGUAUUCCAUUUGAUCCUCACAGAAAGUGUACUUCAGUUACAAUAAGCAAUGUAUAGAAAUUUAAGUCUUAAAAUGCCAGCAUGCACAGUGCAUUUUGACUUUACCAAAUGUUUAAAGAUACAUAAUUGUACUUUAUGUAAAUUGGUCUUUGUUCUCUUUAGAUGUGACCUGAAAUAUUUGUGUUGCUAUAGUAUAUUGGAAAUUAUCAGAGGGAUAGGAAAGAGCUUCACUUUGGCUCCUGUGAGGUCUUGCUAGUGGUAUUAGGAGUAUUUACAUCUGAGCUUUCAAUGACCAUUUAACAGUAUGUAAACUUGGUUUGUAAUUAAAAUUUUUUUUUUCUUUUUUCCAA